Molecule: messenger RNA, 1869 nt
Organism: Neopsephotus bourkii (Bourke's parrot)
Lineage: Eukaryota; Metazoa; Chordata; Aves; Psittaciformes; Psittacidae
Product: cationic amino acid transporter 2-like
Biological process (GO): transmembrane transport; amino acid transport
Cellular component (GO): plasma membrane
Molecular function (GO): amino acid transmembrane transporter activity
Source: RefSeq, a predicted model, not a curated record
AUGAAUGAACCACAUCCUCCUCACUCCCGCUGUUCCCCUGUCCCGCAGGUGCCGUGUUGGGGUUGGCUGCUCUCUGUUCCAAGGAUGCUUUCCCGCAGGAAGCAGAUCCCGGCUGCCUCAGAGCGCUCCAUCCUUCACCGCUGCCUCUCCACCGUGAGAGAGUAGGAGUAGGGAGUAGGGAGCACGCUGAGGGCUGGUGUCUACAUCCUGGCAGGGGAGGUGGCUAAAACCAGCUCCGGCCCCAGCAUCGUCCUCUCUUUCCUGAUUGCAGCCAUGGUGUCCGCUCUGGCAGGGCUGUGCUACACUGAGUGUGGGGUGUGUGCCUAUCUGUACAGCUACGUGACAGUGGGUGAGCUGUGGGCAUUCAUCGCUGGGUGGAACCUGCUGCUGUCUUAUGUCAUUGGUACUGCCAGUGUUGCCCAGGCCUGGAGCGCUACCUUUGACCAGCUCCUCGGCAAGAAGAUGGGGAGGUUUUUGGGUGCUCACGCAGCCAUGAGCUCUAUGGGGCUGGCAGAGCACCCGGAUGCCUUUGCUGCUGGCCUGGUGGUGCUGCUAGCAGGGCUUCUUUCCUUCAGAGUGAAGGAGUCCACCACAGUCAACAAAGUUUUCACAGCUCUCAACAGGCUUGUCCUGCUCUUUGUCACACUGAGUGGCUUCAUCAAAGGUGACCUGAGCAACUGGAAGCUCAGGGAGGAUGACGUGCCAUGGGCAGCUGGGAACCAGUCUGUGGCUGGCAACAUGACCAGUGCCUUUGGGGUGGGAGGCUUCAUGCCCUAUGGUUUCAAUGGGACCCUGGCUGGAGCCUCUACCUGUUUCUAUGCCUUCGUUGGGUUUGACUGCAUCGCUACCAUGGGGGAAGAAGUGAGGAACCCACUCGGGAGAUCCAUCCCCAUGGGCAUCGUCCUCUCCCUCCUCAUCUGCUUCCUGGCGUACUUUGGGGUGUCCGCUGCCCUCACCCUGAUGAUGCCCUACUACCUCCUGGACACCAUGAGCCCGCUCCCAGUGGCUUUUGAGUACAUUGGCUGGAGCAGUGCAAAGCACGCUGUGGCCGUGGGGUCACUGUGUGCCCUGACAACCAGUGUCUUGGGCUCCACGUUCCCCAUGCCACGGAUCCUGUAUGCAAUGGCUUGAGAUGGGCUCCUCUUCAAACCUCUGGCCAAAGUGAGUUGCCAUCAGUGCCCAGUGGUGGCAACGCUGGUGUCUGGAGCAGUGGCAGCAUUCCUGGCCCUCCUCUUUGACCUAAAAGCCCUGAUUGACAUGAUGUCCAUCGGCACACUGCUGGCUUACUCUCUGGUGGCUGGCUGUGUGCUGCUGCUCAGGUAUCGGCCUGGAUCCAACACUAAGGACACUCCUGCAGGGAAGGCCCUGGCUGUGCAGCUAUGGUGGGACCAUCUUGUCCAUCCACCCUCGCAUCCCACCCCAUGUUCCUCCUCUGCAGUGGCCUGGGCUCUGACAGCCAUAGCCACCCUGGUGUGUGCUGUGAGCUGGGUGAGCACCAUGGGGCUGCAGUGCAUCACUGCCCUGGCUCUGCCUCUCCUGGGGAUCCUGGUGGCAGCCCUGCUCAUCUGGAGGCAGCCUCAGAGCCGGGAGAGAGCAUCCUUCAUGGUUCCCUGCCUACCCUUCCUGCCGCUUCUCAGCAUCACCAUCAGCAGCAUCCUCAUGGCCCGGCUCAAUGUGGGUGCCUGGCUGUGGUACCUGCUCUGGAUGGCCAUUGGCUUCCUUAUUUACUUUGGCUCCGGGAUCCGGCACAGCGCUGAGAGCCACCAGCCUGAAGGGGCAGCUCCAGGGGAUGCAAUGGGAAGCACGGGCAGGGAAGUGGCCUUGGAGCCCUGCAGGACUGUGCAGUGCCUGUCUGCUCCGGGGCAAUAA